CCUGAUUCAUGAAUUGCCUCCCGCUUCUCCGACGUUGGUUCUCAGCCAAAGCGCACUUAACACUCCGACCUUACCAGGAGGAGUGCAUCGAAUCAUGUCUAGAUGCUCUGAGAGCUGGAUACUCACGGAUUGGUGUGUCUUCACCGACAGGUUCCGGGAAGACGACCAUGUUUGUCUCUUUGAUAUCUCGCCUCACGCCUUCUCCUGAGCGUCCGAACGCAAGUCGCUCCCUGAUUAUUGUCAAUUCAAUUGAGCUUGCGCGACAGGCUGCAGACACUGUCCACAGGAUACUUCCAGACGUGUCUGUAGAUAUAGAGCAAGGCCAGCACCAUCGAGCAUCGGGGUCCGCAGACGUCACCGUUGCUACUUACCAGAGCCUUCUGAGAGACGAAAGAAUACGUAAAUUUGAUCCCGUGAGACUGAAGGCCGUGAUCAUUGACGAGGCUCAUCAUGCCGCGGCACCAUCUUACCGAAGGCUUCUGUCACAUUUCCACCACGGAAUCGUAGAAGAUGGUUCGGAAACGGAGUCGAAGGCCUCAUCAGGCUUGAAGGUUCCCAUAGUAGGCUUCUCUGCUACGUUCAGUCGCCAUGACGGUGUAGCACUUGGCUCUAUCUUUGAGCGUAUCGUAUAUCAUAGGGACUUCCUUGAGAUGAUCCGGGACAACUGGUUAUGCCCGGUACGAUUCACAUCUGUCAAAGCGCAGGUUGAUUUGUCUAGGGUCAGCAUAAAUUCGGGAACGGGAGACUUCAACGCUCGGUCACUAGCUCAUGUCAUUAAUACCUCAUCAAUUAAUAAACUCGUGGUUCAAAGUUGGCUUGAUAGAGCAGCAAACCGUCGUUCAUCGCUUGUUUUCUGUGUCAAUAUUGCACAUGUUCACGGCCUGACAAAUGCCUUUCGCCAAGCCGGAGUAGACGCACGAUAUCUGUACUCGAAGACACCUCAGUUCGAGCGCAAAGCGCUUUUAGACAGCUUUAGGAGGGGUGAAUUCCCAGUUCUUGUGAAUUGCGCGAUUUUGACGGAAGGAGCCGAUAUUCCCAAUAUUGAUUGUGUUGUUGUCGCUCGUCCCACACGAUCCAAAAAUGUUUUUGCCCAGAUGAUUGGAAGAGGAAUGAGAUUAUCUCCGGAAACGCUCAAAAAAGACUGUCACAUUAUCGAUUUCGUCGACACCAUGUGUCACGUCAGUGGCGUAGUCUCUGCUCCUACACUGUUCGGGCUCAGCCCCGAUACUGAGGUGACAGACAACUCCACCGAAGAUCUGGAGAGCCUGGCACAGCAGACAAAGGAGGUCCAACUAUCUCCCCCGAACGACGUCCCUGAACCCAAAUCCGUCACAUACAUUGACUACGAUAACCCUUGGUCACUCGUUGACGAUGCCUCAGGAGACCCACACAUUUCGAAAAUGAGUAAGAAUGUUUGGGUAGCCUGCGGAGGGGGCCACUACGUCCUUGAGUGUAUGGGUCGGGGUUACAUUAAGAUAUCUCCUUCUGCGCGAACCAACGGAGAUUCCCAUUAUGUUGCGCACUACACUGCUGCAUCGAUGAAGUGGUCGGAAGCCAAAGCCAUCGGGCUGGCGACACGCUUUCGCAGCAGACGGAAUGUUCUCACCGCGGAUACUUUGGAACGAGCCAUCCAGGGCUGUGACACUUAUGCUAGAACCAGGGUUGUAUAUGGACCAAUGCAGCUUGGUCUGUUACAUUCUGCUAAGUGGAGAAGGGACCCUGCCACGGAAGGCCAGCUUGCAUAUCUCAAAAAAAGGUUCAAAAUGGACAAUGCAGCUGCCUCCCAGUCCAUCGAACUCCCAACUCAUCCUGGUGCUUGGACAGGCGGCUUGAGGAACCUGACCAAAGGGCAGGCUGCAAACAUUAUAACCCGUUUGCAGCACGGGGCCAAGGCUCAUUACGAUCGUAAGCAGAAAAUGGUGAAAAAGGCCCACGAAGCAGCCGCCAGAAUGGCAGAACGUGUAGAGCGUGAAACUGUUAGGGUAGGGCCGCUGAGGCGGUAGGAUGUGCAAUGUGCAUAUCCAACUGUGUCCGUUGGGGUCCUUUUAUGCAUCGCCUAGUUGGUGCCCAGGCAUCGCUGGUGCAAACGCGAACGGUCCCGAGGCUUUUGUCUUGACAUCAUUUCCUCGCAUAUAUAGGGUGUAGUUCGUUAAUUAAGCUUGUUGAAUGCCUCCAAGGCAUCACCAUCCUGAGAAGUCGUUUAGGAAUGUCAACAGCAGCGAUCCAAAAAUAGCGCGAUCGACGAUGAAAGUUGCAAAAUUCAACAAAUGAUUGAACUUCUGCACGAGCUUCUUGGGCUGCGUGGAAACCCCCAGAUAUUUCCCAACAAUUCAUGAUCGGAAUAUAAAAGGCCCGGUAAACAUACUGGGUGGCUUACAGCUUAUAGAAUUAGCUACUAUCAAAU
Molecule: messenger RNA, 2404 nt
Organism: Cantharellus anzutake
Lineage: Eukaryota; Fungi; Basidiomycota; Agaricomycetes; Cantharellales; Hydnaceae
Product: P-loop containing nucleoside triphosphate hydrolase protein
Exons: 9
Coding region: 9-2003 (664 amino acids)
Molecular function (GO): DNA binding; ATP hydrolysis activity; ATP binding
Source: RefSeq, a predicted model, not a curated record